AAUGGAAGUUUAUUAUGAAGGUACCUUGUCACCAGUGGAUUACAACAGUACAUCCUUUGAACUGAACAGAUCACACCUGUUCAAUGACACUGAUCCGUUCAAACAAGUCAACGACCAAUAUGAACAUCAACAGUAUGUCAUUGGUCUUUUUCUCUCAUGUCUCUACACUAUCUUCCUCUUCCCUAUUGGUUUUGUGGGAAACAUACUAAUAUUAGUGGUGAACAUCAGCUUUCGUGAAAAGAUGACAAUCCCUGACCUAUACUUCAUCAACCUUGCAGCAGCAGAUCUCAUCCUGGUGGCCGACUCCUUGAUAGAAGUAUUUAACCUAGAUGAGAAGUAUUAUGACAUCACAAUCCUCUGUACCUUCAUGUCUCUGUUCCUGCAAAUUAAUAUGUAUAGCAGCAUUUUCUUCCUAACAUGGAUGAGUUUUGACCGAUACAUUGCCCUAGCGAAGGUCAUGCGAUCCAGUCUUUUUCGAACAAAGCACCAUGCCCGGCUGAGCUGUGGCCUCAUCUGGAUGGCGUCUAUCUCUGCUACCCUGGUACCUUUUACAGCUGUCCAUUUGCAGCACACAGAAGAGGUCUGCUUCUGUUUUGCUGAUGUGAAAGAAAUCCAGUGGCUUGAGAUUACUUUGGGGUUCAUUAUUCCCUUUGCCAUCAUUGGUCUCUGUUACUCGCUCAUCGUCCGAGUUCUCAUCAAGGCUCACAAGCACCAGAGCCUGCGACUGCGGCGGCAAAAGGCUCUCCGAAUGAUUUUUGCUGUGGUCCUGGUUUUCUUUAUUUGCUGGCUACCUGAAAAUGUCUUCAUUAGCGUGCACCUCUUGCAAAGAAAGGAGCCAGCUAUUUCUUCAUGCAAACAGUCUUUUCGCCAUGCCUACCCUUUAACUGGCCAUAUAGUUAACUUGGCAGCUUUUUCAAACAGCUGCUUAAACCCACUUAUCUAUAGCUUCCUUGGGGAAACUUUUAGAGAAAAGCUAAGGCUAUACAUUGAACAGAAAAGCAACUUGUCCGCCUUAAAUCGUUUCUGUCACGCUGCCCUCAAGUCAGUCAUUCCUGAGAGCAGUGAGCAGACAGAAGUAAAAUUUAGCAGUGCUGUGUAAAGAGACAACGGGGAACAUUUUUUCAUCAAUGUAGAACGAAACUGUGUGCCACUAACAAAUGCACGUACAGCUAGGAAGGGGAAAAAACACAAAUAUUUCUUUUCUUCUCCUAGGCUUCUAAUGUUGUCUAGAUCAGUAGUUCCCACUUAGUGGCUUGUGAACCUUUGGGAUUUCUCAACAAUGUUCCAAGGAGUUCAAAAUUCUUCAAUGGCACCUUAAGCAUUAAAUAAUUGUAGAAUAUUAUGAGUAGUAUAUUGAAUUACCCCGGGGAGUUCACAACAAAUUGUUGUUGUUGAAAGGAGUUCCUGGGGCAAAAAAAAAAAAGUUAGGAACCACUGAUCUAGAUGCUACUAUAAACUGGCUUUAAUAUGUAAGUUCUGGUCAAGCUUACUUGAUUAUAAUUGGGGUUACUAAAGAAUAUACCCUAAAAAGCUCUCUCUAAUUGUAUACAGUUCAUAGUCAGACCUAAUGAUAGUUUAAGAUAGAGAUUAUCACAGUAUGUUUUCCUAUGGCAAAGAAGAGUCAACAGAUGACAAAAUCAUAAUGUUCUGCUACUCUUCACAGGGAUUUUCAUUCCUCCCCCUGAGAGAAAACUGCCAAAACAGCGAGUGGGAAAACUCAGAUUUAUUAAGAAGUUUCUGUGGAGACGUAGCACUUUAAAUGGAAACUUAGCUACUGAGAAUAAAUCUGCCACUUUAUGUAAUGAACACGAAGACUUCUGGCUGAAAUCUGUUUGAAAUAUUCUAAAUUUGAUAUCAUGGUGGGAAAUCAAGCCCCAUGAUCUAUAGGCUACUACCACACACUUUGACACUUGAAUAGUGCUAAAAUGAGACACGUCGCUCGUAGACACACUAAGCAUUGUAAUCUCUCUUAGAGUGGCCAUCAGUCUCUAAAAUACAUGAUCCCGU
Trichosurus vulpecula (common brushtail) is the source of this 2007-nucleotide messenger RNA. It is a transcript of the gene GPER1, whose product is annotated as G protein-coupled estrogen receptor 1. The record is from RefSeq and is a predicted model, not a curated record. Gene Ontology annotation, molecular function: G protein-coupled receptor activity. Gene Ontology annotation, biological process: G protein-coupled receptor signaling pathway. NCBI's taxonomy places the organism in Eukaryota, Metazoa, Chordata, Mammalia, Diprotodontia, Phalangeridae. Gene Ontology annotation, cellular component: membrane. The coding region runs from base 2 to 1099 and encodes 365 amino acids. The transcript has a single exon.